AUGACCUCCACCACCAACGGCACCAACAAAACCCCCCUCCGCAUCGUCGUCGGCAGCGACAACGCAGGACACACCUACAAAGCCGCGCUCAAGGACGUCCUUUCCAAACACGCAGGGGUCACCCAAGUCCUGGACGUGGGCGUGGUCGACGCCGACGACGCCACAGCAUACCCGCACCUCGCCGUGGACGCCUGCAAGAAAAUCAAGGCCGGAGAAGCCGACCGCGCGUUACUCAUCUGCGGCACCGGCCUGGGGGUGGCCAUCUCGGCGAACAAAGUCGAGGGGAUCCGCGCCGUGACGGCGCACGAUCCGUACAGUGUCGAGCGGGCCGUGCUGUCGAAUAAUGCGCAGGUGCUGUGUUUCGGGCAGCGCGUGAUCGGGCUGGAGUUGGCCAAGAAGUUGGUGGAUGAGUGGGUGGAGUUGCGGUUUGAUGAGCAGAGCCCGAGUGCUGAGAAGGUGGCGCAUAUUUCCAAGUAUGAGGAGAAGUUUGGGGAGUUGUGA
Messenger RNA from Cladophialophora yegresii CBS 114405, 501 nucleotides. Its product is annotated as ribose 5-phosphate isomerase B. The transcript has a single exon. The record is from RefSeq and is a predicted model, not a curated record. Gene Ontology annotation, cellular component: intracellular anatomical structure. Gene Ontology annotation, biological process: carbohydrate metabolic process. Gene Ontology annotation, molecular function: isomerase activity. Lineage: Eukaryota; Fungi; Ascomycota; Eurotiomycetes; Chaetothyriales; Herpotrichiellaceae. The coding region runs from base 1 to 501 and encodes 166 amino acids.